Molecule: messenger RNA, 354 nt
Organism: Sinocyclocheilus rhinocerous
Lineage: Eukaryota; Metazoa; Chordata; Actinopteri; Cypriniformes; Cyprinidae
Product: protein transport protein Sec23A-like
Exons: 3
Biological process (GO): intracellular protein transport; endoplasmic reticulum to Golgi vesicle-mediated transport; COPII-coated vesicle cargo loading
Cellular component (GO): COPII vesicle coat; endoplasmic reticulum exit site
Molecular function (GO): GTPase activator activity
Source: RefSeq, a predicted model, not a curated record
UCUUUUGACCAGGAGGCCGCUGCCAUCCUCAUGGCCCGCUUGGCCGUCUAUAGGGCUGAGACAGAGGAGGGCCCGGAUGUUCUGCGCUGGUUGGACCGACAGCUCAUCCGCUUGUGCCAGAAAUUUGGAGAUUAUCAUAAAGACGAUCCCAACUCAUUCCGCUUCUCCGAGACGUUCUCAUUGUAUCCUCAGUUUAUGUUCCAUCUGAGGAGGUCUCCAUUCCUGCAAGUGUUCAACAACAGUCCUGAUGAAAGCACCUAUUACAGGCACCAGUUCAUGAGGCAGGACCUGACCCAGUCUCUGAUAAUGGUACAGCCCAUCCUGUAUGCGUAUUCAUUCAAUGGACCACCAGAG